UAGAUCAAACAAAGAACAAACCAUUGCUAUCACUUUCCCACAAAAUCACAGCAUGAAGAUUCACGGUUGCAUUUUGCUUAUAUUUCUCAUCGCUUCAGGCAUCGUUUUCAUCUCCUUUUUCCAACCAGAGGAAUACUUCUUCAGUACCGAAUAUGACGUUCGUGUCAUAAACGGCUUCUCCGACAAUUCCUCCGUGCCGCUGGUCAUCUGGUGUUCCUCCGAGGACAGUGAUCUCGGUGGACGUGCGCUCCAAGAAGGCGACGAUUUCAGCUGGACUCUCAAAACCAACUUCUGGGGCACCACUAAUUUCUUGUGCACCAUGAAGUGGGAAGAUAAAAGAAAACGUUUUGAUGCAUUUUUAGUUCGACGGGAUUCUCGCCGGUGUAACCCGUUUAGAAAGUGUUCUUGGCUGGUGAAAGAAGACGGGUUUUACUUCAGUAACGAUGAAGUGAACUGGAAGAAAGACUUUCCAUGGUACUAAACGUUCAGAUUAUUACAGUUUAUGAGGUGUUCAUUUUUUUUCUUUUUAAUUUGCUGUGUGUUUUGAUGAGGAAUAUGAGGCGUGUGUUAUUGUUA
Molecule: messenger RNA, 576 nt
Organism: Mangifera indica (mango)
Lineage: Eukaryota; Viridiplantae; Streptophyta; Magnoliopsida; Sapindales; Anacardiaceae
Product: S-protein homolog 21-like
Exons: 1
Coding region: 53-481 (142 amino acids)
Source: RefSeq, a predicted model, not a curated record